AUGCCAUUUAUAACUUUACCACGACGAAAACGCCGAAAGGGGUCUAAGCUAUCGAAAUCAACAAGAUCUUCCAAACGUUCUUGUCGUUCCCAACGUUCCAUCGAAAAACAAGAUGUUGAAAAUGAAAAUUAUCAAAGCCGAGGACUGGAUUACUGGUUCAAUGUCAUUUUGUGUCGAGGAGACUUGGUCAAUGACAAGUUCGAGGCAAAACCUGUGGGAUUUAUGGAUAUGGUAAGGCUUUGAUUACUCUGUAGUCUGGUUUCAAUCAACAUUAUUGGUGCAGCAUUAUAUAUUGAAGUUGGUAGUAGUAGGUUAUACGAAUAGAGAUAGUACUGCCUUUAGAUCAUAUUUACAGUACGGUAACUAGAGCUUUUAGAUAGUACUGUAUCUAGAUUAUAUAUAUAAUAAUGUAACUAGGUCUCGUAUAUUCUCUAUACAUUUUCAGUUUGUUCACUGUCGAUCCGAUGACAAGUUUAUGCUUGGAGUAGGCAUUAUAACGGCAGUAAUUGGAGGUAUAACAAAUCCGUUGGGCUUGUUUAUGGUUGGGAAGUUGGCUGAUGCUAUGCUUGUUUUUAAAACUGUAAGUUACUUUUUUAAUUUUGAACAUUUAGGUAUAAAAUGACAAAAUUAUCAGAUUGUUCAAAUAAUUCUGUGCUUACUCUCAAAGGAAAUUUUUGGGGUCAGGUGGCGCAGAAUUAUGUGAACAACCUAAUAUUAAGUUAUGUUACUGCUACGUAAUUGCUUUUUUGAAAAAUUAAAUUUUUAUAAAGAAGGGAGAUUCUUACGCGUAUUUUACAUUUCUAUUUUAAAAUAUGACGUUUUUCGUACAAAAAACAAAUUUUCAGACAUACGAUGCGGCUCAACUAUGGUCUACAUCAUUGUUUUAUAUUGAGCUUAGUUUGGCCACUGGCUUGUUACUAUUGUUGGUGUCUUAUACUCAAUGUUAUUGUUUCAAGAAGGUUAGUGUGAAUACGUGUGCAAUAUUGAAAGGACUCUACAUUCAUGGUAUUCUACGACAAGAUGCUUACUUUUUCGACAAACACAAGUUUGGCAGUUUGAGUAAUCAGCUGACUAAGUAAGGUUACUAUAUAUCACUAUUAGGCUUUUCAAAUAAUUCUGUGCCUUCUAAAUUUAAAAAUUCAUUUUAAGAGAGGGCACAGAAUUAGUUGAACAAAGUUGUAUAUAUAUAAAUGUAAUUAUAGUAACAUAAACAUGAUUGGAGAUGGCAUAGGUAACAAGUUUGGUCUACUGAUACGUGGUAUAUCAUCGUUUGUUACUAUCAUAGCUAUCUCAUUUUACUUUUCAUGGAAGAUUACAUUAACUAUGAUUGGUGGAGCUCCAGUAUCUUGUCUUAUUAUCUCUUUGAUGGCUAGGGUGAGUGACAGAACAGCUGUUAUUUUAUAUAUUGUUACAGUAAUAUAGAAGGCUUUGUAUUUUAUAAUUAUGCUAUUGUAGAUCAUCAACAAGUUUACCCUCUCCCAGAGCAUCCGUCUGGACCGUUCAGGUGCUCUCCUUCAAGAAGCUAUCAUGAAUGUUCGCACUGUACAAUCCUGUAAUGGCCAACCUCAACUGAUCCAAAAGUACCGUAAGCUACUGAGAUCAGCUCGUCACUAUGCUAUGAAAGGCUUCGUGGCUCACGGAUUGUUUGAUGGUAUCUUCUUCAUCAUCGUAUACCUGUUCUAUGCAAUCGGCAUCUAUGUUGGUGGAUUACUGUACUUUGAUCAGUUAGUGACAGCCGGUGAUGUUUUUGUAGUGACGUCCUUGAUGAUGACAGGAACCUACUUCUUGGGAUCGAUGAGUCCUCAUUUUAUGGCCGUUUUCAAGGCUAGAGUAGCUGUCGCAGUAUUGUACAAGAAGAUCAACAGAGUACCACAGAUUGAUUCGUAUAGUACUGAAGGGGCUACGUUACCACAUCCGAAGGGGAAGCUGGAGUUUAGAAAUGUAAAAUUUUCGUAUCCUGGAAGGAACAGGAAUACGGUACUGAAGGGAGUCAGCUGGGUGGUGCAGCCUGGAGAAACUGUUGCUAUUGUGGGGAAGAAUGGCUGUGGAAAGAGCACUUCUGUAAGUACUAUAAUGUGUUGUAGGAUAGAGUAGGGUAGAGUAUAGAGGAUUAUAACAGGACAAGAUAGAGUGGGUUAUGAUAGUGUAGGAUACAGUAGGGCUAGUAAAAAAUUUGUUAGUAUCACACUGUGAAUACUUUUCAGAUAAACCUCUUAACUCGUAUCUAUGACUGCACCGAAGGCCAAGUCUUAAUCGAUGACAAAGAUAUCAAAACCCUCAAAAUUCAUUCCCUCCGCAAAAACAUUGGCCUUGUACCCCAAGAACCGGUACUAUUUUCCGGCACCAUCGCUGACAACAUUCAACUUGGCAAUCCUCAUAUAAGCAAACAGAGGAUAGCAUGGGCGUGUCAAAUGGCCAACGCCCAUCACUUUAUCCGUGACAUGAGAAAAGGCUAUCUGACUGAAGUUGGACCAGGUGGAGUUGAUCUAUCUGUCGGCCAAAAGCAGAGAAUUGUCUUGGCCAGAGCUAUCGUCAACAACCCGAAGAUAUUGCUGAUGGAUGAAGCUACUUCAGCGUUGGAUUCAGAAGCAGAAGCUCAUGUUCAGAAAGGUCUUAAGAAUGCCGCCAAGAAUAGAACGACAAUCAUCAUUGCACAUCGGAUGACAACGUUAAAGGCGUCCAAGAAGAUUAUAGUCCUGGAUCAAGGUCGUGUGGCGGAUGUUGGGACUCACGAAAAGUUGAUAAAGAAGAAUGGGCUUUACAAGGAGAUGAUAGAGAGUCAGAGUUUUGGGGAAGACGAUAAUGGCAUGGAUGAUGAGGAAGAAGUGGAAGCAGAAGAAGAGUAUGAUCAAUAUUGGACCGACGAGAUUGAUGAGUUAUUUAGACAGACGGUUCACACGUUACAGGCUCCAAUGUUCAGGGAAAUGGUGAUGCAGAGUACGUUUAUAUUUUAA
This is a messenger RNA of Bursaphelenchus okinawaensis, 2954 nucleotides long. NCBI's taxonomy places the organism in Eukaryota, Metazoa, Nematoda, Chromadorea, Rhabditida, Aphelenchoididae. The record is from the annotation of a GenBank genome assembly.